Messenger RNA from Aaosphaeria arxii CBS 175.79, 812 nucleotides. Its product is annotated as NAD(P)-binding protein. The transcript has a single exon. The record is from RefSeq and is a predicted model, not a curated record. Bases 15 to 812 code for a protein of 265 amino acids. Lineage: Eukaryota; Fungi; Ascomycota; Dothideomycetes; Pleosporales. Gene Ontology annotation, molecular function: oxidoreductase activity.
CCGGCGAGGAAGCCAUGGCCCAUCCUAAUCGUCUCAAAGAUGCUCGAGUACUCGUAUUUGGCGGUACUUCUGGAAUUGGCUUCGCAGUUGCCAACAUGGCAGUUUCCAAUGGUGCCUACGUUACAAUCUCUGGCUCCAAUCAGCCCAAGGUCGACGAGAAGAUUUCGAAACUCCGCUCAUUUUAUCCCGAACUACCAGCCGAGAGGGUUUCUGGAAUUGCCGUUGAGCUUCUCGACCUGUCAAACCUUGAAGCCAACUUAGAGACGCUCUUUGAAAAGGUCACAGAUAAAGGCUCUAAAAAGAUCGAUCACAUAGCCUUCACAGCAGGCGAUGUCCCAAGCAUUCCUAAAAUUGAGGAGAUGGAUAUCGAUAGCGCUAUGCAUGGCUUUAAGAUACGAUUUCUCUGCCCUGCCAUGAUCGCUAAAUUCCUUGCACUUGGAAAAUACAUGUCGAAAGACCCAAGCAGCUCUUUUACCAUUACCGGCGGAGCUCUUUCCAAAAAGCCUGCACCGGGCAGGUCACUUGCUACAGGUUGGGCUGCAUCAGUGGAGGGUCUCACUCGCGGUCUCGCUGUGGAUCUUAGUCCAAUCCGCGUCAAUGUAGUGGUACCUGGAACGAUUCAUACCGAGAUACUUCAGCGAAUCACAGCGAAUGGUGGUCAAAAGGCCUUGGAUAAUCUCAGGAUGAACAGCGGAUUGUUGAAAACCUUGGGGCAGCCGGAAGAUACAGCAGAGGCGUAUGGUUGGAUUAUGAAAGACCGUUUUGUCACAGGAUCAGAGGCGAAUACGGAUGGUGGCCGAUUGCUUGCUUAA